Molecule: messenger RNA, 288 nt
Organism: Saprolegnia parasitica CBS 223.65
Lineage: Eukaryota; Oomycota; Saprolegniomycetes; Saprolegniales; Saprolegniaceae
Exons: 1
Biological process (GO): fatty acid beta-oxidation
Molecular function (GO): acetyl-CoA C-acetyltransferase activity
Source: RefSeq, a predicted model, not a curated record
AUGACCAACAUCUUUGUCGUCGCGGCCAAGCGCACGCCCUUUGGCGCCUUUGGCGGCAAGUUCAAGUCGGUCUCGGCCACGGACCUCUGCGCGCACGCGACCAAGGCGGCGCUGCAGUCGGCCAACCUCGACCCGAAGCUCGUCGACACGGUCAUCGUCGGCAACGUCGCGCAGACGUCCAAGGAUGCUGCGUACAUUGCGCGCCACGUCCAGCUCAAGGCGGGCAUGUCGAUUGAGAAGCCGGCGCUCACGAUCAACCGCCUCUGCGGCUCGGGCUUCCAGAGCAUU